AACGGAAUUAAAAGAAACUUGUAAAAAAAAUCAUAAUAAAGGAUUAAAAACUUACGUUAGAAAAAGGUCAAUUAGUGCGGAAGUUGCGGGUGUGUAAUGGGUUAACGGCGGAAGGCCUCGCCUCACCUUUCGUGCGCGUCACCCGGCUCUGUAAAGUGGUCCCACCACCCAAACCAAAGGGGGGGAAAAAUCACCGCCUCUCGCAGCCGCCAGACGCGCCUCCUCGCAUCGGUCGGUCUCGCAUCAUCCUGUCGGUCUCCGCCCCGCCGCUCCAUCACCACACACAUCCAGAAGACAACGGGAACUGGAGGAAUAACAGUGAUUUACCGGCGAAAUAGGGAACCAUGAAGGACCGCAUGCAAGAACUUAGACAUGGGAAGGAGACGACAGAGGAGGAGGAUGAAGUCGCUGUGGGGAUGGAAAAAGGCUUUAUGGAUGAAUUCUUUGAACAGGUGGAAGAAAUCCGGGGUUUUAUCGAGUCUCUGGCAGAGAAAGUUGAAGAGGUGAAGAGGAAGCACAGCGCCAUCCUCGCCUCACCUAACCCCGAUGAGAAAACUAAGGCUGAGCUGGAGGAUCUUAUGGCAGACAUCAAGAAGUUGGCCAACAAAGUACGCUCCAAAUUAAAGAGUAUCCAGCAAACCAUUGAGCAAGAAGAAGGGCAGAACAGGUCAUCAGCUGACCUGAGGAUACGUAAAACACAGCACUCCACACUGUCCCGUAAGUUUGUCGAGGUGAUGUCAGAAUACAACACCACCCAGUCAGACUACAGGGAGCGCUGCAAGGGACGCAUUCAGAGACAGCUGGAGAUCACUGGGAGAAACACAACAAAUGAGGAGCUGGAGAGCAUGUUGGAGAGUGACAACCCAGCUAUCUUUACCUCAGGGAUCAUCAUGGACAACAUCACCCAGCAAGCUAUGAAUGAGAUUGAGACACGGCACAAUGAGAUUAUCAAGCUGGAAAACAGUAUCAGAGAGCUUCACGACAUGUUCAUGGACAUGGCCAUGCUGGUGGAGAGCCAGGGAGAGUUGGUGAACAACAUUGAGCGGAGUGUGCAGGAGGCUCAGGAGUAUGUGGAGCAGGCAAAGGAGAGCAUCCCAAAAUGCAAAAAGUUCAAAAAGACCAGCAGACGGAAGGUGAUCCUGAUAGGAGGUUGUAUUGCAGUAUGUGUGACCGUCCUCAUUAUUUCCCUCGCAAUUGGUCUCAGUUAGGACCAUAGGAAAUCCCGACAGAGCAGACAGGGCAGGACAUGGUGCCUGCUAUUAACGUCAUGAAUGUAUGACUACCAAUGACACACAAUACUCACUGUUCAUCUGUUAAACUGUAUAGCGCAGUCCGUAACCGCUCAUUAACUGGUAAGCUGGCUUACAUGGCUGGUCUGAAGGCAGACCAGUAUGUCUCUGAUAUUGUACAUUCAUUUUUAGAUGCAUUUUUUUUUUUAAUGUAUGCUUUUUCUAAACUAAAUAAUCAAGCACCUUGAGGAACUGUUGUAAUGUGCUUUGUGUCUGUUUGUGUCAUGAAUCACAUCAAUUACCUUUGUCAUGUGCAUGUUGUGUAGCCUGUUUAAGAGCUUUGCAUGUUUUGCAUGUCAGCAUAGAGUAAGUUCAUGAACAGUCUUCUUAAACUUAAAAAUCGUUGUGGUUUUACAGGGGUUCAUGUGCUGGACUGUUUCUUGGCCUACUGCAAAAACUGUUUGAAGGUUGCCUGACAACCAGCAGAGACAAUUAAUGACAAUACUCCAGGAAGUCACUGAACUUGGCCAAGAAAUAGUCCAGCACCUAAACCCUAUGGAUCAAUUAUAAAUACCAGACUCCAAGAUGCAGUACCUAAAGAGGCCACUGGGACAAAUUGGCAACAGUUAGCUGUACUAAUACAUUUAUGAUAUAAAUCCCUGUGAAACACAAAAUGUUUUAACACUUAAGAUUAAAUAAUGUAUAACAUGUUAAUAACAAGGUGCUGAUAGGCAGAUUUUGUCAUCUUUGGACAGAGCCAGCUGCAGACUCCAGCAACAUUGUAAAAAGACAUGUUUUAUGAGUGAAGUUUGCUUCCCAGUGCACACCAGUGUGCACAUGUAUUGCUUUCAGCUUAUUUCAAGAGGUAGCUAGUUGUAUUGCUGUGUACCACAUUAUCAUCUUUGAUACUACUAUGGUAACCACUAUGGUUUUAACUGUAGAGUAUAUGGAAAUGCUUCUAAAGCACACUCCACAUUCAAACGUCAUCAGAUACAUUAAAUCAAAAUUUCCUCUGUUCCUCUGCUUUUCUUCUAAACUGCAUUUGAUUUUGUUGUGAUUGUUAUAAAUAUUGUAACAUUAAAUUGAUGUAUAAAGUCAUAUUUCUAACAUGUCUUCAUCUGUUCCCCCAUUUGCUGCCUUGGAUUCCUGCUUAUUUGUUCUUUGUUAUCACUAUUCAGAAGAAAAUUAUGAUUCUUAUAUGCUGUGUGAUUCUGGGAAUUGUCAUUGCUUCCAUCGUUGGGGGAAUGCUGGCCUAAACCUCAGCCACAGUGACACUAAAAGGCACACAAAUACACACACACACACACACACACACACA
Toxotes jaculatrix (banded archerfish) is the source of this 2547-nucleotide messenger RNA. It is a transcript of the gene stx1a, whose product is annotated as syntaxin 1A (brain). Gene Ontology annotation, cellular component: plasma membrane; synaptic vesicle; SNARE complex. Gene Ontology annotation, biological process: synaptic vesicle fusion to presynaptic active zone membrane; intracellular protein transport; exocytosis. The coding region runs from base 345 to 1208 and encodes 287 amino acids. Gene Ontology annotation, molecular function: SNARE binding; SNAP receptor activity. The transcript has 10 exons. The record is from RefSeq and is a predicted model, not a curated record. NCBI's taxonomy places the organism in Eukaryota, Metazoa, Chordata, Actinopteri, Toxotidae.